Messenger RNA from Paramecium sonneborni, 1213 nucleotides. The record is from the annotation of a GenBank genome assembly. Lineage: Eukaryota; Ciliophora; Oligohymenophorea; Peniculida; Parameciidae.
CAUAUACAAAAUUUGAUGAAAAAAUUGCUAUUAUUGAUUGCAUCACUUAAUUAUGUCUUAAGUUAAACUGCAACUUGUGCAUCAUAAAGUUCAUCAACAUGCAAUGGUACGGGAUAUUGCUAUUGGACAACCACUUGUAUAAUGGCUGAAUGCCAUAAAGUUACUGAUAUAAGAGCUUGUAGAACAGGAGGACAUUUGAAAACAAAUAAUAAAUGCACAGAGAUAACAUCAAUUGAUCCAAACUUUUUGAACUAAUGUAUGGAAAAUGAUUAAACUACUUUGAUGUAUUCUUAUGUAAGAUUUCCUACAGAUAUUACCUAAUUAUUCUCAUCCAAAACAUCAAGUGGUUAUUUAGUGACAACAAUAAUGACUGCUAAGUACACUUCAUAAUAUAAAUAUGAAAUAUUAACAGUUAACAUAUUGAGUGCCACUACAUCAGAAUUAUUAAACAUUAUGAAUGCAUAUGUUCAAAUGUAAUAUGAUUUAGCUGAUCCAGAGAUUCAUCCUCUUUAUUUAGAGAAGGCCAUCUAUGAAUCUAUGUAAGCAAUUAGAGAUGAUGUAACAUUAACUCUUACUGGUACUACAAAAAGACAAGAUUAUUACACUGUCUUGUGGAGAAUGACAGAUGCUUACUUUCUUAAAUUAAGAGCAUACCAACCUUUCUAUAUUUCUAAUAAAUAUUUAAUCAAUUUUGGAUUUUCACAUUUCAAUCGUUUUUCUCUAACACUAACAUCUUAAUAUUAAAGUACUAAAAUAACAUGGUCUACUUAUACUGAAAAUGGAUACUUAGAAUUAUUAAUAGUACCUGCAGAAUAAUUUGGAAUACUGGCUACAUUAUCAGAUAUUAUAAUAAUUAGACCAUCAAAAUUAGAUGGUAGUGAUGCUACACUAACAUUUAUUUUAGAAUGGUCUUGGUCCUACACAGGUACCUAACCAACAACGAGUGCAAACUUAUACACAAUUGAUAAAGUUGAAAUGAAUAACUUUGUUUCAUAAGGCUCAGCUAAUUGUAAUACAUCAACCAAGAAAUGUACUAAAUCUAUUAGUUCUUUAUAAACUACUGCAGCAUAUGUAAUUGCUGAAUCAUCAUUUACUACAUAAAGUGCAGGAAGCAGAUAUUACACAAGAUGCAGGUUAGGACGUUUCACUUGGGGUGGAAGUAGUUGUACUUGAGAAUUUAGAAUAUUUCUAUCUAAUAAAUUAUUGUUAAAAU